UUCCACCAGUGACUCUCCGUUGUGAUCGCCUCGCUUUCAGAAACGGACGUGCUUUUGGAUUUAGCAGCCGGUGCCUGCGUUCAGAGAUGGUGUGAGGAGCUGCUACAUUACAGAUAACUGGAGUUAAUGUGAGACCAGUUAUACAGAGAUGUCAAUCCCUUCCAGUUAGCGACACCUCUACAAUGAUGGGGAUAUAAAGGAGAGUCUGCAGCUCUCCUCUCAGGGACAGUCUUCUGCAGCCCUUCUCUGGUCACAGGCCUGCCUGGCAUCUCUCAUCCAUACCAUUCCUCUUUCCAUCCACCCAUCCUUCCCCCUGUCAUGAAAGGCCUGUCCAGUAGUCGGAGUCACCAUCACGUGGUCUCCUAUGAACCAUCAUAUGAUCUACUGGGUCACCAUGUUGACCGCAAGCCAUAUUUGAUCAGUCAGAAUGACAUGCCUGUGCCCAUUCCCAUGCCGCAUCCAGCUGAGCUGUCCUACUACAAUGCUCAGCGUUCCCCGUACCCCUCUGACAGCAACAGCAUCGUACCAUAUGGAACCUUCCCAAGGAGGUGCCACUCCACCUCCUCAUCUCACCAUCCUGAGGUAAAGGAUGAGUGUAUGGCCAUGGUACCAUAUGUAGGAGGAGGAGGGGGAGGAGGAGGAGGAGGUGGAGGAGGCUAUGGAGGUAAAACGCCCACCCGGGUACCAGCAAACUUUGCGGACCCGUUUGAGCGUCAGCCGUCAUUUUCCAGAGAUGGCUACCAUACACUGCAGUACAAACGAGGAGUACUGGCCCACAGUGGGGGGAUGGGGGCCAACAACAACAACAGUGACAGCCCAGGGAGAAUUCGCCACCUGGUCCAUUCGGUCCAGAAACUUUUCACCAAGUCACAUUCAUUGGAGGGGCCACAUCACACACAGUCCUCCAAGGGGGCCAAUAAUGGGAGCGUUAAUGGUGGUGGUGGUGGUGGAGGAGGUGGUGGUGGUGGUUCAAGGGCCAGCCCAGAAGGUGAAACUCCACUGGUGGGAGUGCGCCACCGGAAGCGCAGCAAGAGCCGCGAGCGCUGUCGAUCAGCGGAGCCCAAGCAUCGAAGCCACCACCACCACCACCACCAGCUCCACGGCUCAGCAUCUGCUCCAGGCUCUGGAUAUUGGAGCUCAGAUGACAACCUGGAACGGGAGCUGUGUCUCUACCACCCUCACCACCACCAACCUCCACCCUCACCCUCACCCUCCAUUUCCCCCUCGCCCAUCGCCAUGACAAUGGGCCGGUACCCCAGCAACAACCACGACAAGUUCCCCCAGACUCCCCUCCCCAGUCUCUCCUCCUCGCAGUCCCAGCAUUACUUCAUGAUGGACCCUUAUGGCACACUAAACGAGCACACACACACCCACGCACACCAUGGCCACACACACCACCAUUCUGCACUCAAAGCCUCCCGGAGCAACAACGAUGUGAAGUAUGCAGCGUCGUCGGCAUGUGUGCCAGUUAGUGGUAGCAGCAAUAACAGCGGUGGCGGUAUCGUUGGAGGAAGUGGCCCCUUGAUGCCAAUGGGUCUUGUGGACGGGCCCAUUGUGAAGAAAGGGGCAUGGUCAUCAAGCCUAACGGUGAGCAGGGCCCGAGAGGUCUACACCAACAACAGCAGCCACAACCAGCUACGAGCCAGCGCAGGAUCCGGUAACCUAAACCUAGAUAGAGCUCUAGUCAAAUCUAAGGGCAGUCAGCAGCAGGAGCGCUCUUGCCAUUUCUUACAGGUACCUCAGGAUGAGUGGGGCGGCUUCUCUCCGCUGGGGAAGGAGGAUGACAUCCCCUGUCGGAGGAUGAGGAGUGGAAGCUAUGUCAAAGCCAUGGCUGAGGACGACAGCGGCGACUCUGAUGGGAGUCCCAAACCGUCUCCCAAAGUUCAGGCACGCAGGGCCAGCUACCUGAAAGCCACACAGCCAUCACUGACUGAGAUGACCACUCUACAGAUUUCGACGGAGCACUCCCCCAAACUGCAGAUCAGGAGCCACAGUUACCUUCGUGCGGUGAGUGAGGUUUCAAUCAAUAGAAGCCUGGAUACCCUGGACCCCAAAACCCUCCUCGACCCCAAAUCGCUGCUGUCCUCACCCCAAUAUCGCUCACGCAAUGAAAGCUACAUGAGGGCCAUGAGCACCAUCAGUCAGCUGAGUGAGGUGGAGGUGAACGGGCAGAUCGAACAGGUGUGUGAACAAGUCUACAGUGAAAUGCAGGCCCAGGCCAUGGAGGCUGCCAUGGACAGCAUGGACACCAUGGACACCCUGCCUAUGCCAGGAUGCUUUCGGAUGCGAAGCCACAGCUAUGUCCGGGCAAUUGACCAGGGCUGUGCAGGGGAGGAGGAAGGAGAGGGAGGGAGACCACUGCUCUUGCUGCCAUCCUCCCCACCACGCACAUCUGCCACCACCGUCAGGACCAUCCAGAGCAGCACAGUUUCAUCUUGCAUCACCACCUAUAAGAAAACACCUCCACCAGUGCCACCCCGAACUUCCACCUGCUCCACAGCCUCCAAGCCCUACAUCUCAAUCACAGCCCAGAGCAGCACAGAGUCUGCCCAGGAUGCAUACAUGGAAGAGGAGGGACCCAGAGGUGACAUGACCAUCCAAUCAGGGCUCAGUAACUCAACAGAGAGCAUUGACAGUAUGAAGGCCCUGACAGCUGCCAUAGAAGCUGCUAAUGCACAGGUCCACGGACCAGCCAGUCAGCAUGUCAGUAACAGCACCAUGACAGUCAGCCCCCCCACUCCGUCGGUCCUAAGCAGGGGGCAAGUUGUUGAAGACCACCGGGAUAUAUACAGGAAAGAAGCACUCAGGAAGGGAAAAUGUCUCUCCAUAGGCAUCCAGGUGGAUGGCCCAGAGGAGAUUCCGGACCCAGAGGACCCAUCUAAGUUCACCUCUGUAGGGGUGCAAGUAGAGGAUGACAGAGGGUAUCGCCGGUUCCAGCGCUCCAACAGUGUGACAGCAGCUGUACAGGCAGAUCUGGACAUGCCGGACCUGCUUGACACCCCACUAGAUUCCCCAGACACUGACAUGGAAGUCCUGUCAUCUGGUGCCAUCUCUCGACAAUACUCCCGCGAUGCUGCCACCUCUACCGUCAGCAUCCAGGGCUCAGGGAAUCACUACCACGCCUGUGCCUCCGAUGACUAUGAUGAUGUGGGCUUUGACCCGUCCAUCCUUCCCCCACCAGACCCCUGGAUAGACAGUGUAACAGAUGACUCACUUGAUGUCAACUUCAACAGCUCUGCUAUUCUGGAGGUGGUGCAGCGGUCGGUGUGUCACAGAGAUGGACGCUGGUUUCUGAAGCUGCUGCAGGCAGAGACAGACCGCAUGGAGGGCUGGUGUCGACAGAUGGAGCUCGACCAGCGGGAGAAUGACCUGCCUGAAGAUAUCCUCGGGAAGAUGAGGAGUGCUGUAGGAAGUGCUCAGCUACUGAUGUCCCAGAAGUUUCAGCAGUUCAGGGAGCUGUGUGAGGAGAAUCUGAACCCCAAAGCCCACCCUCGUCCUGUGGCCUCGGACCUGGCUGGUUUUUGGGAUAUGCUUCAGCUGUCAAUCGAGAAUAUCAGCCUCAAGUUUGAUGAGCUCCACCAGCUCAGAGCCAACAACUGGAGACCCCUGGAUCCCCCUGAAAGAAAGGAGAGGCGGCUUCCACCUCCAGUGCCAAAAAGGCCACCCAAGGGCCCCCACCACCACCCCCCUCUGGCCAGAGACCGCUCACUGGAGAGCUCAGAGAAACAGCGGCAGGAGGCCAGGAAGCGCCUGAUGGCCGCCAAGAGAGCCGCUUCCGUACGGCAAAACUCAGCUACGGAGAGCGCUGACAGCAUCGAGAUUUACAUCCCUGAGGCUCAGACAAGGCUAUGAGGACACUACCAGGGAUACACACAGGGUUGACAUGCAGAAUACACACAAACACAGCAUACACAAAUACAAAUGUAUGGUUGUCCACACCAAGGUUAUAGGGGUGUAACCAAAUCUGAAUACUGAAUUAAGAUAUGCACAGAUCCUGCAGUCUGAACAGAUGCGAAAAAUGUACAUUUGUGCAGUAAUAUUCUUCUGAGUCAUAACACAGAUACAUCAAACACAACUUGCUGUAAUCAGCUGAAUUCACUCUUUACAGUGCUGACCAUAUUGCUGACAUUAAAGAAGGCGCUUCUUAUAACUUUACCAGAUCUUGUCUCGUAAUGAUCAGAUUCACUCUUUUUUUUCAGAAUCAUAUCAUCACUUCUGACCAGAUUAGUUGUGCAGUGCAGAAUUAAGUCUGAGUGAUGUACCACAGGUGUUGUAUUUACCUCGUAAUCACAUAUUGAUGCCCACUGUGUGUGCUAACGGGCUGAGCGAGCUUAGAUAUAUAUAUGAGGAGUAUAAAUAGCACUAAAAAAUAUUUAAUACUAAAAAUGAAGCAGACUAGAAAAUUCCUAGCAGCUUCUGAUAUAAACCAGAUACAGAUACAAAUACAGAUAUGUGACACAGAUAGGGCAGCUCCCUAAACAUCAGGGCUGCUGAAGAAAAAACAUCUGAAUAGUGUUGAGUUAAAAACAAAUGACAUUUAUAGGCUAUAUAAUAAAAAGUCUAAACUAUAAGUGCAUGACAAAUUAAAAUGUCAGUGUCAGCCCCUCCCCAGAUAUGGACAUUGGCUUUGCGUUACAUCCCUAGCGACCAAUGUACAUUUGACUUUCCAAGACACACAAGACCCAAUAUACUGUACCCUUCAGCAUCAGUCAACUGUGUCUCCUAGAAAUUACGUCUGUAUAUUACUAAAUUGCAUUCAUAGUAACAGCCUGGAUUAUGUUCACAGAUAAUGUUACUCUUAACUACAGUUAUGUACUUUGCUGGUUUUGCAGGGAAUUGGUUGGGGUGGAUGAUGGACAUACAAAGUGCAGGACUAUGACUCAAGAUUUGUGUCCAGAAUCCUGUUAGUGGUUAGGUUUAGGCAACAAAAACACUUUAGUUAAGGUUAGGGAAAAAUGGUGAUUUUUAGUUUAAUGUUAAUAAAAAGUUAAUACAAGUAAUAAUGAUUUAGUCACUAUGAAUGGAUAAUGUAUUGCAUGACUGCCUAUUUUGGUGGAAAACAAAUAAAAUAUGUUGUCAGAGAACAUUUUGCUGAUGCGUUCACUGUCAACACUUCUGCAGCUAGAAUUUUGCAAUAGAAAAUGGAAUUUGCUCAUAAUUAUAUUUCCCUAAAAAAACAUAUUCGCUGUUUCAGAUUAGUGGUAUGUAAACAUAAUUUGUAGGAGACAGGUCUGCAUCAGUUGGCCAUGACCUGUAGGAGCUGUCCAAACCUCUAAUAAACCAAGAUUUUACAUGUUGGACCACUGUCUUUGAUACAUGUGUCUAACUUUUACUGAUUGAGACCAGCUGUAACUUUUUAUAAAGCCACAGCUACAGUUAUGUUGCAAUGUUUUUUAUAGAAAUGUGCAACCCACAAUGAGAAAAUAAUCUGAAAUCUGAGCUGAACUAAAAUACAAAUUAUUUCAUUUUUUUCUGGGAAUUUGAAGGACUUCUUCUCCAUCUACUGAGGGGAUCAUGUCAUAUGGUCACAAGCUCUAAAACAGCUACUUAAUAGACUUUGUGCCGAGAUUUCUGUCAGCUACUUAGUUAAAGGUGUACAAUGCAGGAUUUCCUAUGAAACAAUGUAUAGACCAAUACAAAAGUAAUCCUUCUCAAUCAUUACUUAUGACCCACUCUUAGUGUGUGGCAGUGUAUUUAUCUGCAGAGACUCUGCCCUUUGCCCAAAUUUUCUUAUUUUGCUGUUGUCAAGACUUCUUGGCGGCCUGUUCUCAUUCCCAGGUCAAUAUAUAUAUAUUUGCUUUGUCACACCCCCUCAGUGUGUGACGCCGAAACUGAAGGCACCCUUCAGUGUCUCUAUGAGAUGCAUAUGAGAUGCCUCCAACUAAUUUCAAUGUAGAAGAUGCAAACAAUGGACAUGCUAUAAAUCAAGCAAACAACUCUUUGUAUAGUGGGUGGAAAGGGUGGUGGAGGGGUACCGUAUGCCAAUGUUAAAACCCAGUCUCACUCUGAAGUCGUUGAAUACCGCCGUUUGGUCAGUGACUUCCAGCAUCAGAUGUUAUUCUGUAACGGGACCCUGUGCAGUCAGGGUGAAAUGCGGCCAGGCAACAAAGUAAAUGAAAAGGGUGAAACAUGAGUGGUGUGGUAGAUGGGUCCAGCAACCAUCGACUUUCACCAGGGAAGCCAGUGUUCACUUCCCGUAUGAAUGUAAAGCCAAACCCUGUUCUUAAGUCCUAAACCCAACUGUUACGACCUGCGUUUGUUGUUUAAGGUAAAAAACGUAAAUUUGCGGUGUUGUACCAGCAUAGUGCAUAGGGUUGCAGCAAUAUACCAGUUUCAAGGUAUACAGUGAUUUAUAAGUUAGGAUUAUCAUACCGUGUGCAUUUUCUUAUCUAUGAUGUUGGAAAAGAAAUGCAACUGGAUGUUGAACCUCCCCUUUAUUUUAGUUAUUUUCUAAGGGGAGACUUUACAAUGCAUGUAACACGCAUAACUUCACAUUGCGUCCCAGAACAUCAACAACCAACAGAGUACUUUGCAGGUCAUAUCUCAACAUGGAAAGUCCAUGGCGAAACUUCGAUAUGUGACGAGGUCAGAGUGAGAAUGUGUCGGUUUCACCCAGGUAACAGCUGUGUAUCACAUACAGACACUAGCGGCACAUUUGCACCAGAUCCACUGACAGAGGAUGUGUUGCGGAGAGUUUGGAGACAGGGUUGCAAUGUGUUUUGUGGUCUGUGUUUGCAUGAAGUAGACUAGUUUCAUUUUCAUGCAAGUGAGUCCGUCCAGCACAAUGCAGAUGGUUUGUGAAACUUGAACCAAGCUGUCAAACUAGGCAAUGUAGUUCUAAAAUUAAACAAGAUUCAGAAAUGGCAUUGCCUAUUUCUGAAUCUCAGAUGUUUCCAGACAUACAUUUUGGUGGAUGUUUAGAUGGAAUAACAGACCACCAUGUUAUUUCUAUUAUUUAUUUAUUUAUGUUAUUUAUGUUAGUUUGAAAAGGCAAGCAAAAAAAAAAAAAAAAGGACCGCCCAGCUAGCACUGCAUUUAUCCAAUCAAAUGCAUUCCACAAUAGGGUACGUCCUCACUGGAGCUAGUGGAAAUUAAGUACAAAGGAUGCUUUAUGCGUCGGUAUGAGACACUGAGGCGGCAUGUCAAAGCAUCAGUAUUUAAUGUCCUGGGAAUGAGUAUGGGUUGUUCCUGGGCAGAGCACACAGGUGAGUUUAGGACUUUAUAAAAAGGUAGCAGCAGGUGCCAAACCAUAAGCAGCAUGCAUCCAAGAGAAAGCUAUGAAAAUUGCAGACACAGCGCAAAAAAAACGCAAAUAGAGAGGCGAUAUGCCAAGCAGAGUGAAUGUGGCUGGCUUUCACUUUAGCUGGCGACACUGUUUACAAACAGGACUGGACAAUUCCUGCACAGUAUACCUUUAAUGUUGGAGGAAGACUGUGGCAGAGUGUAUUCAGCCUUUCAGGUUUGGUCAGAUCAUACAGGACAUGGUUUGACUUUUGGUAGAUGUUGAAGAUUUCGUCUGUGGGUCUUGUAAUACUACACAAACAUGUACAGAGGUGAUGGACAGUCCUACACACACACACACACACACACACACACACACACACAGAGUAGUAGUGUGAAAACACUUGGAUCACACAACGGUUUACACUCACACAAACUAACACAUCAGCACUCACAGGUAAUUCUUUCAGGUCUCGUGGCUGUAUGAACUGCAGGCUGUUGUAAUAUAAAAACAGAGUCUCUCUCUUCCAUCUGGAGAAGAGGCCGUCAUGAUCACUGUUGAUCUCCACACUCCAUCUAUUCUUCAUUGAAGUUAGGAACUUCAUGUAACGAUCAACUGGUAUUUUCUUCCACUAUGGUGAACACUAAAAAUGGAGACAAUAUUUUAAUGGAAAAUUGGUUAUUUUACAAAUGUAGAUGUACUUCCAUAGGUUUGGACAUGAUUCUUAUUGGUUGUGAUCAUUUUUUACUCAGCAGUCGGCUCACAUGGACUACACAGGGCACUGCGAACAGGAGCCACCAGGCAGGUUUUAACCAAGUUUUGUAAAAACAACAUAUUCAAAGAUUUGUUUCAAAACUGUCCGAUGGCUGGUGUGGUUGCUCCCUCUGUAUUUUAGCAAUUCAGCUUUUGAUGACCAAAACUACAAAUAUUAAGUUGUAAAUAAACAGUUUUCUUUUAACCCUUGCUUGUGUAAUAUAGAAAGCCAUCAAGUGAAUUAUGAAGUGCUGAUACGAUCAAAUACACUGUUACUCGGGAAAUAAUGCCUGAUACUGUUGGGAAAUGAUUUGAGUUUGGUGUUUGUAUGAUCACCUCUUGUGCAUAGGUCACACGUUUUCUCCCUUUUUGGUUUGAUCUGCACAUCCACUCUUGGAUUUGUAUUUUACAGGGUACAUUUACACUUAAGCAAUAUUUAGUGAAGAUAGAGAUAGAUUUUGUGGAUUGAGCUUUAUGGAACUGCUAAAAGAUUUACUAUUUAACUCAAGACCCUAUAAUUUAUAAGAAGGAGUGAGACUGAAUUGAAUGUGCAGUGUAGUAUUAAUGUCAUGGCAUCUCUCAAGUAGCUACUCUAGUUGGGCAAUUAAAAAAAAUAACUUAAUCUUUCUAAUUCUAAGAUGUUCAAAUUCAUUUUUUCUUCAUUAGAGUGUUAGAUAGUUUGACCGGCCAUGUCAAGAUUUACACAGGUUGGAGAAGUCUAAUUUGAAACUGGUAGCGAUGCAGAUAAGAGGAUCCUCUGGCUGUUUAAAGACAAAUACAGAGGCUGUGUUUCUCUUUGUGUAAACAGCCAUCAGACAGUUUUGGACACAAAGGGCUAUGACUCUAGCCAUUAGUAGGAAUCCAGUGGUUGACAAAUAAGAGCCUCCAGGGAGCCAGAGUUAAUUUAAAGCUCCCUGAACAAAAUGACAAUAGAGGCAUUGUUUCAGUACUAUAGACUGUCCUAAUUAGACAUUGCAUAAGAAUGGCAGUUGAAUAUAGUCUUCAUUCAUACAGUAACUUCAUUUUGAGCUGUCUCGCUGUCUGCAAGCUGUCACCACAGUUUAUGAGCUGGAUCGAUCCCUUGCUUCUCCACAGCUCUACCCUCUCAUACAGAUAUGGUCACUUCUGGCUCCAAAAAUCCAAGAUGGCAACAGCCAGAACCCAGUCUCAUUCUGUAGUCGUCAAAUACUGCAGCUUGGUCACUGAUUUCCAAGUCAGACACCAAUGAAAGACAGGCAACCUUUUGUGGCGCUUUCAUAACCAGAGAGAGGUGUUAGUUAAUAACACCAUCAGUCGUCAUCAGUCAAGGACACUGACCUGCCUGAAAAUGAACUUUGUGUUUGUCAGUCUGAAACAGAAUGUUCAUUUUGAUUUGGUUGCACCACUGUGUCAUCUUGCAGGCUUUUAUACCCGCCCAAAAAAUCCUGGACACAGAAUUUGUGAUAAACAGUCAAUCUCCACAGUUCAGUACUAUAGUUCCCAAUCUAUGCACAUUUUCAACAUGUUUUCUAACAUGUAUAAUGUGUUUAGAUGUAAAUCUCAGUUUUUUUAAGUAUUUUGAAAAGGCACAAUGCAUGUAACAAGCGUAAAGUGACAUGGCGUCCCAGAAAGUCAAUAACAGAUGCACCCAGGAUACAUAACGCGUCAUAUAUAGACAUUAAAGUCCACUGACCAAGCGACAAUAUGUGACGAGCUGGGAGUAAGAAUGUGCUGAAUGCCAAAUCCGAGGCUUCGAAAUAGUAGUCCAGAAACCAAUGGGUGACGUCAUGGUGGAUAUAUACAUUAUUUUUACAGUUUAUGCCACAACUACAUCCACUGCUCAUUAUAAUUCCCUUCAUUUGAAAUGAAUUUAGUGGACAUUAUUGCUGUCAUAAAUGUUAGUGUGACCAGGCUCUCAGAUACAAAGAAACAGUGUGUGGGUUAACUUCUCAGUGUGUACUAAUGGUUUACUUUAACUGGUUCUUGUGUUCUAUUUUACACUAUACUCUGAAAGGAAAAUAAGUCAAGGGGAAUUGUACUAUUUUUUCUAGUUACCCAGAGUCUCCGUUUUUCUGUGCAUGCUAUAUGAAAGAACAGGAGCCGCUGCUUAGCUAAAAUGCUUGAGAUCUACAGAAACAAUCAGCACUUCUGUCAAGACAAGGUUGACAGAUCAUCUUUAAAGAUGAGAGAUUUAUUACUGAAGUGAAGUUGGGUUUUUGCCAGUGAGAAGGUAGUUUUCACGUGUCAAAGUGUCUGUGACUCUGGUUGAGUAGGAAAAAUAGUUAACUUCACCCAAACUGUCCAUGCAUCAUUAAUUUCCCUGUGCAUUAAAAUGACAGGAACAGAAAUGACAGUGUGGCUGGAUGAUAAAAAUAAGAUGUGGAAUAUUCUUGUCUUGUUUAUAGUGACAAACCUAAAUGUAACUUUGAUUUUGACUUUUAAAGCAGUCCAUCCAGGGUGUUGUAAUGGCAAAAAUGAAUGCCUAUUGAGUCAAACCCCAGGAAUUCUGCAAUUUUGUCCAAUCACUGCAACUGCCGCAAAUAUGACUAUUUAAAAUGGAUAAAAUCUCAUUUCGGUGUAGAACUGCACCCAGUGUGUUGAACUUAGCUUCUCUCUUUCUCUGUUUAUCAUGAGACCACUGCUGCGCCUGGGACAGAGUCUCACACACACAGUGACAGGGAUAACUGUUACCUAACAUUAACAGGUUUUAUGAGUCAAGCCAUUUCAGAGUUGGUGUAAGAUUAUGAGGACUUUUUAUAGCUCAUUGUUGGAUAUUAGCUGCUGCAGCUGUGUUAGUUCGUGCAUCAGGCAUUUUAGGUUGGCAUUUUGCUGCACUCCCUGAUUUUGUUUUUAUACUGCCAAUGCUGAACGAAGACUGAGUGGGCUAUCCUGCAAAUUUUCAGAAUUCCUAUUUAAAAAGGGAUGGCUUUAGAUCCCAAAUCCCACAAUCCCAAAACCAAGCUGUGAAAUCCCAGAGGGACUGUUAAAGGGAUGCGUUAAACCAAGCAGAGCAGCUGAUAUUAAAAUACUUUGUGAUUAAUUUAAAGAAUGAAAACAUAAAUACUUAAAGGUCUAAUGUUUAGGAUUUAGUGGCAUCUAGUGGUGAGGUUGCAGAUUGCAACAAACUGAAAUUUCUCCCAGGUGCCAAGUAUGUAGGAGAACUACAUGCUAUAUACUACAUGCUAACAUAAAAUGCUAAUGGUCCUUUCUUGAGCCAGUGAUUGGUUUGUCUGUACUGGGCUACUGUAGAAAAAAACAUGGCAGACUCUGGAAGAGGACCUUCUGUGUGUAGAUAUAAAGAGCUCAUUCUAAGGUAAUUAAAAGAUGAAGAUUCUUAGAUUCAGGUGGUUAGAAACUGAUAAAAACAUAGUUAUGAAUAUUGCAAUCAGUUUCUGCCAAUAUGUCCUGCCAAUAAACUAUUAAAAGCAGGUGGUUGGCAAUACAUCCAGCAUCAAAAUGCACUUUGACCAACUCAGCCUCACUCCAAAGUCAUCGAAAACCAGCACUUGGUCAGUGGUUUUGUAUUUUGAAAACAGACGAUGCAUAUAACAGGCAAAAGUGGACACAGCUUCCCAGAACCAAUGCACCCAGUGUACCUUGCACAUCAUCUGUCGACAUGGGAAGCCCACUUCUACGGCUCCUGUACAUAAAUCACACAAAGGAAAAAUAUAGUACUUACUAAUUUAAUCAAUGUAUCAAUUUAAUCAAUGAACUGUAACAUAUGCCCCUGCUAUGUUUUAUUGGUAUUCUUACAUUGUGAUUAAUCUUAGCUUAGUUUAAAUGUUUAGCUUAGUUUAAAUUAUUUCUUCUUAAAAUUCAACUUGUGAAACUACAUUGUAGUGCUUUUAUUUUCUACUUGGUGGUUCAACAAAUAAUACAGACCAUCACCAUGGCCUGCAUAACAAGCUUAAUAUGGUGUAAUAUCAGAGCUGCAAUAUCUGUUUUUGUUACUAUGAAUGAAACAAAAUUUCGUAUUUUGGAUACUCAUAAUGAAAAUUCAGCCAUAUCAUCAUUUCUGCUGUUGUCACUUUGAAGGGGCACUCCAGCAACUUUACACAUGAAAGUAAGUUUACUCCUCUUUUUGAGCUCUACUAAUUAACGUCUUCUGUGUCUCUAGCUUUGGAAUAUGUCUUAGAAAAUCAUCCUGAUGAUGUCACAGUGUCACUGAGGUUAUCUCAGCUUGGGCUUAAAGACUUAAAAUAUAUAAGAGAAAGCCUGUACCGAGCUGUAGAGUUUGAAAGCUAUGGGUGUUUAUCAGUCAGGAAGUGUCUAAUAAAGAGAAGCUUUGAUAUUGCAUUAUGGAAAGUGCAGGAUCCAGUAUUUUGGAACUUGGCACACACUAAGGACUAAAUGUCAUAUCUCAGCUUCAAUUUUGCACACUUUUUAAAAAUCUGUCUCCUCUGAGUCCCCAACUUUAUGCAAGUGCACUACUAAGUUGCUGGAGUACCCUCUUCAUGCAAAAAAACACAAAACAAUACAGUGAAGCUAUUAUAAAGCACACCAAACUUUGUAUUAAGUUUGGACUGCACAGAGACAUCUGCGGUGAACACACCAACAGCAGAUUAAAUUUGGUCAUAGAGGUGAAUAUUUCGCCCGGCUUGCUACAGUUUCUGACCAGAGUUCUAAAGUGCCAUGAGAACACAUUCCAAAUCCAUAAUUCAUAUUCCACAGCUGGACCAGACCUGGUCUCAACAGUGACAAAGAAACAUCUUUGGGGUCAAGAUGACUUUUUUUAGAGCUACUUCAUGUUGUUUAUUUGUGAUAAGGCCAUUUAUACUAUUAGCCUACUACUUAUGCCAACAUUUAUUGUGACAACCUCUUCUAUAACUGCCAUUCAUUUCUCCAGAGCACUAAUUUGGGAAUCAAAAGUAGAAUUCACAGGAUUCUACACGCUAUUCUAAGAUGAUGAUGAUGAUGAUGAUGAUGAUGAUGAUGAUGUGUUGUUGAUGAAAGUAUUCAAUAUUUAUUUUCUUCUUUUGUAAAGAUUAGUUGUGUGUGUGGGGAGGGGGUGUAAUUUUGUACAGGAUCUAAUUACCUCUGUGUUUAAAUGAUGAUGACAGUGACAAUGACAGUGAGCCAUAUUCAAUGUGAAAUACCCUUCUUAUCAAGAGGAAAGGGCCAUACAGAUGCUGAAAGAGUUUUUUGUUUUUAUUUUACCAUUUACUGAAUCAUUUCUUUAGUGUUCCAGUAGCAAGCUUUCUGUCUGUGUGUUUGGGAGGAACAGAAGGGCAGGAACAACAUGACACGAAUGUGAACCGGGGGAGCAGGAGAGUGUGCACAUUGGGAAUCUUUAGUGUAUACUAGGCUCUGGAAGUGUCUCAAAUAAAAGCCUUGAUGACUCUUCAGACAUGAUGACUAACAGAACAGAGCCACUGGCCGGAGAAUGUUCAAACUUUGAGGCUGUGGUGUCAAAAACAUGAAAACAAAAAGGUAGAAUCUAUGGAAGAUAAGUGCUGCCAAUACUGAAACAAAAAUCUUAUCACAUUUCAUGUACAUUUUUUUUUGCAUGUGAUCUAUGUCAAAAUUAAAAUUGCAAUUAAAGAAAGUACAUAUUUGAAAAUGCAUAAUUACUGCUAAAAUUUAAAACUUCUUUAAAAAAUAAUUCAGUCUACUCAAAGAUCAAAGAUUAAUAAAACGAUGAUAAUGAAGAUGAAAUUGAAAGUCAAAAGAAUAUUCUUAAACUGAAAGAAACUUUACCAAAUCAUGUAAAUUUUAUUGCAAACUAGACUUUAUGACAGCCAUAGACUUGUACUGUACUUCCUCUCCAAAUCAAGAAUUGAGGAAAAAAAGAAAAAUGAAUAUGACAACACAAAAAAAAAACCCACAAAUCAAGAAAAAUCAGAGAUAUAUAAGAAAAG
Messenger RNA from Epinephelus fuscoguttatus (brown-marbled grouper), 13812 nucleotides. RefSeq names its product disks large-associated protein 1-like. Gene Ontology annotation, molecular function: molecular adaptor activity. The record is from RefSeq and is a predicted model, not a curated record. Lineage: Eukaryota; Metazoa; Chordata; Actinopteri; Perciformes; Serranidae. The transcript has 16 exons. Gene Ontology annotation, cellular component: glutamatergic synapse; postsynaptic specialization. Bases 319 to 3852 code for a protein of 1177 amino acids. Gene Ontology annotation, biological process: signaling.